This is a messenger RNA of Actinia tenebrosa (Australian red waratah sea anemone), 531 nucleotides long. RefSeq names its product immunoglobulin superfamily member 10-like. NCBI's taxonomy places the organism in Eukaryota, Metazoa, Cnidaria, Anthozoa, Actiniaria, Actiniidae. The record is from RefSeq and is a predicted model, not a curated record. Gene Ontology annotation, biological process: homophilic cell-cell adhesion. Gene Ontology annotation, cellular component: plasma membrane.
AUGUAUAAUUUGUUCAUAACAUCGCGGCCACAAUUCACCAGCCAAUUUCAAGCAAACAAUAUAGUUGUUGAGGGAGCAGAUCUGCAUAUCAAUUGUUCUGCAAUUGGAAAUCCAACUCCAAACAUCACUUGGGUGUUACUGAAAAACCAAGCCAAGGAAAUAAAAAGCCAAGGAGUAGGUUUCGCUGACCUCGUUAUCCAGAACAUUACAAGACAUCAAAAUGGGACGUAUCAGUGCCAGGCAACCAACAACCCAAAUGAUUAUCCCGUGAAGACUAAAACACAAGUCACUGUAUGGUACAUACCUAAUAUAACGUUUCUAAACUGGACUGUCGACGAAAAGACCAUCCUAUUUUGCCAAGCAAGUGGACACCCACGGCCCUUAAUCAAGUGGUAUUAUGCUGAUGGAACGCAAGUUGAAUCUGGUGCCACAGAAAUAACAAGCGGCAGCAGAAUGGUUCUCAAAAUACCAGAUAGCAACUCUGGUUUAUAUGGAAUGUACAAGUGUAACGCAACAAAUGAAGUGGGCUAG